Messenger RNA from Nelumbo nucifera (sacred lotus), 2506 nucleotides. RefSeq names its product C-terminal binding protein AN-like. Lineage: Eukaryota; Viridiplantae; Streptophyta; Magnoliopsida; Proteales; Nelumbonaceae. Gene Ontology annotation, molecular function: NAD binding. Gene Ontology annotation, biological process: microtubule cytoskeleton organization. The record is from RefSeq and is a predicted model, not a curated record.
AAGCAUUGCAUUUGCAAUUUUGUUUCGGAGAAAGCGAGAUGGUCGUUGGGGACAUUUCCACCAUCCAGCGUCCACCCUAGCCUCUUGGAGUUGGAGUUGGAGUUGGCGUUGGAGCACGGGAAUGAGUUGAAGUCUUAAAGAAAGAAACCGAAAAAGGAGAGGAAAAAGAUAUCAAAAGCAAAAGUGCCGAAACAGCUUUAGCUGAUUAGCUCCAGCAGUAACCGAGAAGAAAAUGCAAGAGAAGAGCAGCCAUUAAAGAAGGAGAAGAAGAGGAGGAAAUGAGAGAUUCACUUACAAUGGAGACAACCAAACGAAGCCCUGCAACAAUGCCUCCCCAUGACGGUAACUUGAAGUCACCGUCACCACUACUCCCCUUGGUUGUUUCUCUCAACUGCCUCGAGGACUGCAGCUUCGAACAAGAAACCCUGGCCGGCGUCGCAACUGUCGAACACGUCGGCCUUAACCGUCUUGCCGACGGUCGGAUCGAGGCCGCAGCCGCCGUUCUCCUGCACUCCCUUGUCCUCCUCCCACGCGCCGCCCAACGCCGACUCCAGCCAUGGCAACUCAUUCUUUGCCUGGGCUCCACCGACCGCUCGUCCGACUCCGCCCUCGCCGCCGAUCUCGGUCUUCACCUCGUCCAUGUUGAUGCCUCCCGUGCUGAAGAGAUCGCUGAUACCGUCAUGGCCCUCUUUCUUUGCCUGCUUCGCCGGACUCACUUACUUUCUCGGCAUGCCUUCUCUGCUUCAGGAUGGCUCGGUUCGGUCCAGCCGCUCUGUCGUGGGAUGCGGCGCUGUCGAGGGCUCGUACUUGGUAUUGUUGGUAGAUCCGCGUCCGCUAGGUCGUUAGCUACUAGGAGCUUGGCGUUUAAGAUGAGUGUGCUCUAUUUCGAUGUUCAUGAGGGAGCAGGAAAAUCAGGCAGGCCUUCUAUAACAUUUCCUCCAGCUGCCCGGAGAAUGGAUACACUCAAUGACUUACUUGCAGCUAGUGAUCUUAUUUCACUCCAUUGUGCACUAUCAAAUGAGACUGUUCAUAUCAUCAAUGCAGAAUGCUUGCAACAUAUUAAACCCGGGGCGUUUCUUGUGAAUACAGGUAGUAGUCAGCUGUUGGAUGAUUGUGCUCUGAAGAAACUUUUGAUAGAUGGUACCAUUGCUGGCUGUGCACUAGAUGGUGCUGAAGGGCCACAAUGGAUUGAAGCAUGGGUACGAGAGAUGCCAAAUGUCUUGAUUCUUCCCCAUAGUGCAGAUUAUAGUGAAGAAGUAUGGAUGGAGAUAAGGGAAAAAGUUAUUUCUAUGUUGCAGACAUUUUUCUGUGAUGGAAUUAUUCCAAAUAAUGCUAUAUCUGAUGAGGAAGAUGAAGUAAGUGAAGCAGGCUAUGAAGAUGAACAGUCUGAAAAACAAGACAAGGAGAGCGCUUUACAGAUUUGUGCUGGUGAGCAGAUGACAGGUGAUAUCCAGUUAAGUCCAGAAAACCACCAAAAAAAGGGGAUUUUCCAAUCGGGGGAAUCCAACAGCCAGCCUCAAGUUUCAGGGCCUUCAGGUUUGUCCCAGAAUACCAUCACUCAUUCUGAAGGAAGACAUAGUAGGUCUAGUAAGAAGGGUAAAAAGAGGCAUACUCGUCAUAAAUCCCAACAGAAGUCAGAUGAGCCUUCUGCAUUAGACAGAGACAGUAAUUCUACUUCACAGAGAGAUGGUACUGCCAUGAGUGGCACAGAUGAAGUGUUAAGUUCUAGAAGUAGGAAAACCCCAUCUGAAUCCAUGCCAAGAUCAACUUCUGAGAAGCAUCUAAAAUUGAACAUGAUGCCAAACGGAAAGUCUGUUCAACUACUUAAAGAUGGAUAUGUUAUAGCAUUACAUGCAAGAGAUUGUCCUACUUUUCAUGUGUCCAGACAAAGAGUCCCUGGUGGUGGGUGGUUCCUUGACACCAUAUCUAACGUGACAAAAAGGGAUCCUGCGGCACAAUUUCUUGUUGUCUUCAGAAGCAAGGAUACGAUUGGAUUGCGAUCUUUUGCUGCUGGUGGAAAAUUAUUGCAGAUAAAUAGAAAAAUGGAAUUUGUAUUUGCUAGUCACAGCUUUGAUGUUUGGGAGAGUUGGAUGUUGGAAGGCUCUUUAUUGGAGGAAUGUAGGCUUGUCAAUUGUAGGAAUCCACUGGCUGUUUUGGAUGUUCAGAUUGAGAUUCUUGCAGCUGUUGGUGAAGAAGAUGGAGUUGUUCGUUGGCUUGAAUAGUGUGGAUGUGAGAAAGAAUCCUAACAUAUUAUCUUGUGUUUCAUUCUUCGUUUUUGUUGCUUUUCCUGUUUCUUUCUCUAUGUUUAAAUCUUCCUGUUCAACAUGUAGAGCGUUCAAUAUUUAUCAAAAAAAAAUGUAGAGCGUUCAAUUUUGGUUAUGCUAAAGUAGGAUAAUCAACCGUGUUGGUAUUUAAUUGUUCUCUAAAAUCCAAAUGUCAACUUGAUGGCAUUUAGUUAAGAAAAUCUGAAAAAGGCACGGUCUGACGUGUAUUGACCUUUUCCUCC